AUGCGACUGCAGCUUCAAAAUCAAGAUGGCUUCCCAUGGUGCUCUUCUUUCGGUGUCCAAAAUUAUUUCUCCUUUUUGGGGUGGGCGCCUUGGAAAUACGGUUAAAGUAUUUGGAACUACUCUGACAAGUCGCAGGAAUAAGACCUUGCUUACUGGAGAAAACAUUCCUCCUCCUGCAAAAUAUGGAGGCAGACACACUGUGACCCUCAUACCUGGAGAUGGAAUUGGCCCAGAGCUGCUCAGUCACGUCAGAGAGGUUUUCAGGUUCAGCUGUGUGCCAGUGGAUUUUGAGGUGGUGCAUGUCAACUCUGCUGUGGAGACUGAGAAUGAUAUCAAUAAUGCCAUCACUGCCAUCCGCCGCAAUGGAGUUGCCCUCAAAGGUAACAUAGAAACCAAACAUACCAUGCCGCCAUCUGUCAAAUCCAGAAAUAAUCUCCUUCGCACAGGCUUAGACCUCUAUGCCAAUGUGAUGCACUGCCAGUCCCUCCCCGGAGUCCAGACUCGCCACCAGAACAUCGACAUCAUAAUCAUCAGGGAGAACACAGAGGGAGAGUACAGCAGUCUGGAGCACGAGAGUGUAUCAGGUGUUGUGGAGAGUCUUAAAAUCAUCACCAGGAACAAUUCCCUCAGGAUCGCUGACUAUGCCUUCCGACUGGCUAGGGAGAAAGGCCGUCGUAGGGUCACUGCCGUACACAAGGCCAACAUCAUGAAGCUCGGCGAUGGCUUGUUCCUGCAGUGUUGCAAAGAAGUGGCCUCUGGUUACCCAGACAUCACAUUUGACAGCAUGAUUGUGGACAACACCACAAUGCAGCUGGUGUCCAAGCCCCAUCAGUUUGAUGUGAUGGUGAUGCCCAAUCUGUACGGGAACGUGGUGAGCAACGUGUGUGCAGGCCUGGUGGGAGGACCUGGCCUUGUGCCUGGAGCCAAUUAUGGUCGUGACUAUGCUGUCUUUGAAACAGCCACAAGGAAUACAGGGAAGAGUAUUGCAGACAGGAACAUUGCAAACCCCACUGCCAUGCUGCUAGCCAGCUGCAUGAUGCUGGACCACCUUAAGCUUUAUGAUUAUGCAAGUUUGAUCCGGAAUGCAGUCCUCACCACCAUGAAUGAAACCAGGUUGCACACCGCUGAUAUUGGGGGUCAGGGCACCACAUCUGAGGUCGUCCAGUCCAUCAUGAGGAUCAUUCAGAGUAAAGGGCAGCUCACGUCAGAGCUCUAAACCAUCACUGAGGACACCACAGGCGCACAAACACACACACACACUCUCUCUCUCUCAUCAGAGCUGUGAGUUUGAGCAGGUGUCUGGAUGUAGGACAGGUGUACAGUCUGAGAGAAGGAUGUCCAUGCAUGUCUGUUUCCAUAGCGGCAGCUUUAAUCGCCGACAUCACAAUGGUUCCUUUUUUUUUUUUCCUUGUUCACACAGCUAACUAACCAUUUCACUGUACAAAUGACCUUUUAUCAACACCUGUGUGUUUCACACAUAAUAAUGACCAUAUCCGGCCUCUUUUUAAAACUGUUUACUUUUGAUAAAAUUUCGUUAUCGCUCCUAUGAGAUGAUAAAUCCUACUUUAAGAAUAGAUUAUAUUCCCUGACUUCAUCAGAUUCAUUCAUUUGAAAAUCUGUUCUGAGAAAUUGUUAUGAAACAUGAAAUGGCCUCUUUUUUGCAGCAUCAGUCACCAAACACAUCACGGCGUCACGGCAUAUCUUCAGAUGAACAAACAUUGUCUACUGUUUUUGUGCAAAAUCAUCUUUUCAAAUGCCUUUCAGUGUGGAUCGUUAUUUAUUCUACAGCUUAAGACUAUGUUACAGCUUUGUCAGUCAACCAAAAUGUGCUAUGUUAACACCUUUAACGGUUUUUUUUCUUUGACAUUUUGCCAAAAUGAGUUUUAUUUACUGUACUGUGCUGUAUAUUCACAUCAUAAUAACUGUACUUUAAAAAUGGUGAUGUAGCUUUUUCAUUUAUACUGUAUCAUCAGAGAAAGGGUACGCCAAGUAACUGCUGUCAAAGGUGAACUUUUACACUCUUGCCAUAAUAAUCUUGUCAGCUAAGUGUAGAUCAUGUUACAUGGUAUAUCCCUGUUCUCUUAAAAGCUAACCAGGCAAGAGCACUUAAAUCUUGACAGGAAAAGACUGGUUUUAUCAUGUCUGGGGGUGGGUGAUAUAUACUGUAUAACGUGAAUAUUAUCAAUAAAGAAAUAAUCUGUCUUGUUGAUCUUUGUGGGCAGAAGUUUGGAUUUGAAAA
Toxotes jaculatrix (banded archerfish) is the source of this 2239-nucleotide messenger RNA. RefSeq names its product isocitrate dehydrogenase (NAD(+)) 3 non-catalytic subunit gamma (gene idh3g). Gene Ontology annotation, molecular function: NAD binding; magnesium ion binding; oxidoreductase activity, acting on the CH-OH group of donors, NAD or NADP as acceptor. The transcript is spliced from 13 exons. Bases 26 to 1216 code for a protein of 396 amino acids. Gene Ontology annotation, biological process: tricarboxylic acid cycle; isocitrate metabolic process. Gene Ontology annotation, cellular component: mitochondrion. The record is from RefSeq and is a predicted model, not a curated record. NCBI's taxonomy places the organism in Eukaryota, Metazoa, Chordata, Actinopteri, Toxotidae.